CAUUUUUUUGCUCGCAGUGUUUUGGACCAUACAAAUUCAGCAAAAGAAAAGGAGUUGAGUUUUGGGGAUUUUUUUUUUGUUUUUUUAAAAUAUAUAUUUUGGAUUUAAAAGACAAGAAAAUAUUUUACCUGUGACUUUCGAAUAGUUUCUUUCAUCAGCGGCAACUCCAAGGUGCAAAAAAAGGAAAAUCAUGAAGAAAGGAAAGCAGGUGAACGAUGACAAGGAGCCCCCCACUUAUCAGGAGGCGACUGCAGGCUAUGACGAGAUGGAGGCCCAGUUCGCCUGGGACGACAAGACCAUCAGGCGAACCUUUAUCAGAAAGGUCUACGCCAUUCUCUUAGUUCAGCUGUUAGUGACAGUGGCUAUUGUUGGCCUCUUCUCAUUUUGCGCACCUGUGAGGUAUUUCAUUCAGACUCAUCCAGGCUUGUACAUGGCAUCUUAUCUCAUGUUCUUUGCCACCUACAUCGCGCUGUCCUGCUGUGGCGAGCUGAGGAGGCAGUUUCCGUGGAAUGUUAUUUUGUUAGUUCUCUUUACAUUGAGCAUGGCUUUCAUGAUGGGAUUUGUGUCAAGCUUUUACAACACGAAAUCGGUGGUUUUGUGUCUGGGAAUCACAGCUCUAGUGUGUCUCUCUGUCACCAUCUUCAGCUUCCAGAGCAAGGUUGAUGUCACAUCUUGUCAGGGUGUCCUGUUUUCUUUAUGCAUGGUCAUGCUUCUCUGUGCCAUCACCCUCUCCAUUGUUGUCCCGUUUGGUUAUGUUCCCUGGUUACACGCCCUUUAUGCUGUGGGAGGAGCCAUCCUCUUUACUCUGUUCCUGGCGUUUGACACCCAAAUGCUUUUAGGGAAUAAGCGCUACACUAUAAGUCCAGAGGAAUAUAUUUUUGCCACCCUCAGCAUCUACCUGGACAUCAUCUACCUGUUCAGCUUCCUGCUACAGAUCAUGGGAGGGGGCCGCGAGUAAAGUACUACUCCUCCAUUUCUUCACCUACAUACUUUAAAAUCUCUGUCCUUAAAUAUUUGAACUUUUUAUUAAUUCAACAACCAAAUUGGAUGCAUUACCCUCAUGAACAAAAUGGCAUCAGGGGAGGGCCUAUACAGUUUUUCAUGAAUCACUAUUUUUUUCCUUUAUGUAAUCCUGUCCAUACGAUUCUGCUGCUGGUUUUGUCACCAUGUGUCCUGAAACUAGA
This is a messenger RNA of Plectropomus leopardus (leopard coralgrouper), 1184 nucleotides long. It is a transcript of the gene faim2b, whose product is annotated as Fas apoptotic inhibitory molecule 2b. Gene Ontology annotation, cellular component: Golgi apparatus; endoplasmic reticulum; membrane. NCBI's taxonomy places the organism in Eukaryota, Metazoa, Chordata, Actinopteri, Perciformes, Serranidae. The record is from RefSeq and is a predicted model, not a curated record. Gene Ontology annotation, biological process: negative regulation of apoptotic signaling pathway.